AUGGCUUCCGGUUACGGUAACACCGGCGGUCCCGGCCGCUGCUACCCCUUCUGGCAAGAGGUUCUUGGUUGCUACGUGGUGAACUCGGGCGAUGGGGCGACCGGCAAGAAGAAGUGUGUGCCCGCCCUGGACGAUUACUACGAGUGCCUUCACCACCGGAAAGAGGCUCUCCGCACUAUGAAGAUGCAAGCUGCCUAUCGCAAGGCUGAGGCCGCACACCCGCGAGAGAACGCCCCCAAGGCUGAGCAAAUCCGGAGCUUGGGUCUACUUGGGAAGGAAGAGGAGGCAGCUACUGUGCUGAACCAACUGUGA
Molecule: messenger RNA, 312 nt
Organism: Penicillium vulpinum
Lineage: Eukaryota; Fungi; Ascomycota; Eurotiomycetes; Eurotiales; Aspergillaceae
Exons: 3
Coding region: 1-312 (103 amino acids)
Biological process (GO): mitochondrial respiratory chain complex I assembly
Source: RefSeq, a predicted model, not a curated record